GAUUUCGAGCACCAGAGGUUGCCAGAGGAAAUGUUAUUUACAAUCAGCAAGCUGAUGUUUAUUCAUUUGGCUUGCUCCUUUAUGACAUUUUAACAGGAGGAGGUAGAAUAAUGGAAGGCUUGAAGUUUCCAAAUGAAUUUGAUGAAUUAGCAAUACAGGGAAAGUUACCAGAUCCUGUCAAAGAAUAUGGGUGUGCCCCCUGGCCUGAAGUUGAAAAUUUAAUUAAAAAGUGUUUGAAGGAAAACCCUCAGGAACGACCAACAUCUUCCCAGGUUUAUGAGAUCUUGAAUUCUGCAGAGCUUAUCUGUUUGAUGAGGUACAUUUCAAUACCCAGCACGUCCACAGCAGAGUGCAUGGUAGCUGCUAAUCAAAGCUGCAAGAAGGCAGGAGUCUGGAUAGGCAAUGGGAACACAGAAAAAGCACAGCUUUCGUUUGUUAACCUAAAUACAGAUGGACAUACUUGUGAGGAUAUUGCAGAUAGUAAAAUUUUAAGUUUGGCCUUAGUGACCCUUCCUACUGAGAAAGAAAACUGGAUUGUAGCAGGAACGCAGUCUGGUUCUCUGUGGGCACUUAACACAGAGGAUGAAACAAGAAGGCAUCGUCUGCAGAAAAUGUCAGAUUCUAUCACUUGUUUAUACUCUAAUUCUCUCUCAAAGCAAAGCAAACAGAAGAAUUUCUUCUUGGCAGGCACAGCUGAUGGCAAACUGGCGGUUUUUGAAGACAGAGCAGUAAAGUGUAAGGGUGCUACACCUCUGAAGAUACUAACUAUAGGAAAUAUUAGCACACCACUGAUGUGCUUAAAUGAAUCCUCCUACUUAUCUGAAAAAAAUAUAAUCUGGGGAGGCUGUGGAACAAAGAUCAUUGCCUUGACUACUGAUUUCUCUGUUCAAAAACUCAUUGAAACAAAGACAAGUCAGCUGUUCUGUCAUAAUGCUUAUAGUGAUGCUAAUAUUAUUUCAAUAGCAAUAGACAAAUCCAUCUACUUGGCAAAGAAAAACAGCCAUUUUGUGGAAAUCUGGGACAAGAAGACAGAAAAACUUUCAGAACUAAUUGACUGUGCACAUUUUCUGAAGGGCAAAGUGGAAAAAUUAAAUAAGGAAUCAAAACAUAAACUGGCUUAUUCUGGAAGAGUGAAGACAAUCUGCCUGCAGAAAAAUACUGCACUGUGGAUAGGGACAGGAGGAGGACAUAUCUUGCUGCUUGAUUUAUCAACACGUCGUCCUGUACGAGUUAUAGACAACUUCUGUGAUUCUGUUAGAGUCAUGAUAACAGCUCAGCUAG
Messenger RNA from Mesitornis unicolor (brown roatelo), 1281 nucleotides. Its product is annotated as leucine-rich repeat serine/threonine-protein kinase 2-like. The annotation marks the transcript as partial. NCBI's taxonomy places the organism in Eukaryota, Metazoa, Chordata, Aves, Mesitornithiformes, Mesitornithidae. Gene Ontology annotation, biological process: protein phosphorylation. The record is from RefSeq and is a predicted model, not a curated record. The transcript is spliced from 8 exons. Gene Ontology annotation, molecular function: protein binding; ATP binding; protein kinase activity.